AUGGCUCCUAAGAUCACGAACCUAUAUGCCAUUUGCGGUCUCUGCACCCUCGGUGGCCUGUUGCAGGGCUUUGGCUACAAAGACUACUUUGACAACCCAGAAUCUGUCACCCAAGGCGGCAUUAUGGCCUCGUUGGCUGGCGGAUGUCUGGUUGGCGCCGUCUUCUCCUCGUACAUUGGCGAUCAUUUGGGCCGUCGAGAUUCCAUGAUGGUUGCCUGUCUCAUCUUCAUCGCAGGCUCCAUUGUCAUGUGCGCUGUGCAAGACAAGACUAUGCUCAUAAUCGCUCGAAUCGUCAAUGGCUCUGGCGUCGGCCUUCUCACCAGCCAAGGUCCCAUCUAUAUUGCAGAAAUGAGCCCCGCAAAUCUGCGAGGUAGACUCAUCGCCAUGCAGCAAUGGAUGAUCACUUGGGGCAUCCUCAUAAUGUACUACGUCUCAUAUGGCGCCUCCCGCAUUGACUCGACUGCCGCUUUUCGACUACCAUGGGGCCUACAAGUCGUCCCUGCCCUGACGUUACUUUGUUGCCUGCCCAUGAUGCCCAGAUCCCCGCGAUGGCUCGCUACUAAGGGUCGCUGGGACGAGGCCCUGGAAGUCCUAGCCAUGGUUCGCGCCAAGGGUAACCAAAGUGACCCAAACACUCUUGCUGAGUUGCAAGACAUCAAAGAUAGAGUCGAGCAAGAACAAAGUUACAAGACUACCUCUUGGGGCGAACUGUUCAGUCGCCGCAAUAUUGUGCGCCUCCACGUCGCUUGUUUCACUCACAUCUGGUCGCAGUACAGCGGCGUGAAUGCUCUCAUGUACUACAUUGUCUAUAUUUUCCAGAUGGCCGGCCUUUCAGGCACCACCAACCUCACCAUUUCUAGCAUUCAAUAUGUCAUCAAUGUUGUCAUGACUGUGCCGACGUUGCUGUUCUCCGACAGAUUCCCCAGACGCAAAGUCAUGAUGACGGGCAGCCUUCUCAUGGCUAUUUUGCAUUUUACGAUGGCUGGUGUCAUGGCCACCAACGGCCACCCUGUCCCCGGCGGGCUCGAAGGCACCCCAACUGUUACCUGGACUCUAUACACUGGACGCGCCAGCCAGGCCAUUAUUGCUUGCAGUUACAUUUUCACUGCCACCUAUGCACUGACUUGGGGACCCAUGGGCUGGAUCUAUCCCUCCGAAAUCAUUCCGCUCUAUAUUCGAUCCAAGGCCGUCUCAUUAGCUACUCUCUUCAACUGGGGAUGCAAUUUCAGCCUGACAUUUUUCACCCCGACCGCUUUCCGCAACAUCCAGUGGCGUUUCUACAUCAUCUUCGGGUCAUUUUGCGUCGCCGCCUUUAUUCACGUCUUCCUCUUCUUCCAAGAGACGCAAGGUCGUUCUUUGGAGGAGAUGAAUGACAUUUUUGACAACAACACAUUUGCAUUCGGAAAGAUUCGAAACGACAGUCACGAUUUCCGAAGGCGCGUACGAAAAGCGGGAGAGAGGAUAGACUACUCUCCACCAACAUCAGAGGUUGCCGAGCUGGGACUUUCUGACAGAAACUAG
This is a messenger RNA of Cordyceps fumosorosea ARSEF 2679, 1521 nucleotides long. RefSeq names its product Sugar/inositol transporter. The coding region runs from base 1 to 1521 and encodes 506 amino acids. Gene Ontology annotation, biological process: transmembrane transport; carbohydrate transport. The record is from RefSeq and is a predicted model, not a curated record. The transcript has 5 exons. Gene Ontology annotation, cellular component: membrane. Gene Ontology annotation, molecular function: carbohydrate:proton symporter activity. Lineage: Eukaryota; Fungi; Ascomycota; Sordariomycetes; Hypocreales; Cordycipitaceae.